AUGGAAGGAAAACCACGCAACGUUUAUGAAUGAACUGAAAAAUCUUCAGGCUUCAGGACUAACAACCCUUGGUCAGGCACUCAGGUCAUCAUUUGACUUGUUAAAUCUCAAUAGAUUAGUGUCUGGAAUAGACAACUAUGGACAGGGAAGGAAUCCGUUCUUUUUGGAGCCAUCUAUUUUGAUUACCAUCACAGACGGAAACAAACUGACAAAUACGGCUGGAGUUCAAGAGGAGCUUCAUCUUCCUUUGAAUUCUCCUUUGCCUGGAAGUGAACUAACCAAAGAACCAUUUCGUUGGGAUCAAAGGCUGUUUGCUCUAGUGCUGCGUUUGCCAGGAGCUGCAAAGCAGCUUGGGAGUGUGCCUACUGAUGAAUCUGCUAUCACACAGAUGUGUGAAGUUACAGGAGGUCGUUCUUACUGUGUUCGGACACAAAGAAUGUUGAAUCAGUGUUUAGAAUCUCUAGUUCAAAAAGUCCAAAGUGGAGUUGUUAUUAACUUUGAAAAGUCAGGACCAGAUCCAGCUCCUAUUGGAGAAGAUGGACUUGUUGAUUCAUCCAGGCCCAUCAAUUCAUUUGCUUCUCAACCGUGGCAUAGUUGUCAUAAACUCAUUUAUGUACGGCCUAACCCUAAAACUGGUGUUCCUGUUGGGCAUUGGCCAAUCCCAGAAUCUUUCUGGCCUGAUCAAAAUUCACCAACACUGCCUCCGCGCACAGCUCACCCUGUUGUGAGGUUCUCCUGUGUUGAUUGUGAGCCAAUGGUAAUAGACAAGCUUCCUUUUGACAAGUAUGAGCUUGAGCCUUCACCCUUAACACAGUACAUCUUGGAACGAAAGUCUCCCCACACCUGCUGGCAGGUAUUUGUGAGUAGCAGUGGAAAAUACAGUGAACUUGGCCAUCCAUUCGGGUAUUUAAAAGCAAGCACUACUUUAACCUGUGUAAACCUCUUUGUGAUGCCUUACAACUAUCCUGUUUUACUUCCGUUGCUAGAUGACUUGUUUAAGGUUCACAAACUUAAGCCAAAUCUGAAGUGGCGACAGGCUUUUGACAACUACUUAAAAACAAUGCCUCCCUACUACUUACUGCCAUUAAAGAAAGCCCUAAGGAUGAUGGGAGCUCCAAAUCUGAUAUCAGAUAAUUUAGAUUGUGGACUUAGUUACAGUGUUAUCUCUUACCUUAAAAAACUCAGCCAACAGACAAAAAUAGAGUCGGAACGGAUAAUAGGUUCAGUGGGUAAGAAAGUUCCACAAGAAAUUGGAAUAAAAGUGAAAAAUCACUCCAGUGGCCUCUCCUUGGUACACAGUAGGGAUUUUAAGCAGCUGCUGCAAGGGAUCACUGGGGAAUCUCCACUGAGACUGGCGGAUAUGAAUGUUAAAGAAUUUGCUGGCUUCCACAUAGGACUUUUAAACAAGGAUUUGAAGCCACAGGCAUUCAGAAAUGCAUAUGAUAUUCCUCGUCGCAGUCUUCUAGACCAGCUAAGUAGAAUGAGAGCCAAUCUUCUGAAAACACAUAGGCUUAUUUUGGGGCAGGAUGAAGACUGCCUUCAUAGUGUUCCUGUUGCUCAAAUGGGAAAUUACCAGGAAUACCUGAAAAUGAUGCCUUCACCCCUUCGGGAGAUUGACCCAGAUCAACCAAAAAGACUUCACACAUUUGGCAAUCCAUUUAAACAGGAUAAGAAGGGUAUGAUGAUAGAUGAGGCAGAUGAAUUUGUUGCUGGGCCUCAGAAUAAGGUUAAGCGUCCUGGAGAGCCCAAUACUCCAGCGUCACUAAAGAGAAGGCGUAGCAUGUCACCACUGUUGAGACGGCCACAGUCACCACCUGUCGUAACGAACCAUGUUGGUGGGAAAGGGCCACCCUGUGCUUCUGGAUCCCCAUCAUAUCUGAACCUCAAGGGUGUCCCAGCAAAUAAAGAUACCAAUAACAGUAUUGUCCAAGAUGGCAAUGGAGAGAAGAAAGCAGAAAAUUGUCAGUCACUGGAAAAGCAAAUUGAUGGCUUACCUGUGCAAAUGGCUCCAUUGGUUCCAGCUGCCAUGGGAGAGGAUGAAAUGUUACCCAAUGACUUAGACUCUCUACCCAUUGAAUUCAAUUGUUUAAGUGAAGAUGGGGUGGAUCAUAAACCUGGUACCAACGUGCUUGUUCGAGGGCCUCUAAACUACAGCGUGGCUGGAGACGACCAAAAACGGGUGAUGGAAUCUACUUCUGAAUCUGUGCCAAAUUCGUUUAAAAUAACACCUAUGAUGUUGGAGGGAAACAAUGCUGAUGUCAAAAUUAAAGUGAUGAAAGAGGUUCGCAAACCUGGAAGAAAUUAUGAAAAAAUUUUCUCUCUUCUUGAGGAGGUGCAAGGACCUAUGGAAAUUCAGAAAUACUUCAUUGAAUUUGCUAUCAAGGAAGCAGCAAGGUUUAAAAAACGAGUCUUAAUACAACACUUAGAGAGAAUACUAGAGGAACUAGAGUUCAACAGCCUACCCAACAGAGUUAAUCAUGUCAACAGUAGAUAACAACGUACCAGCCAGACGAAUAUGGACCAGGCAUGAGUUUGCUGUGCCGCAGAAGAGUGGAAGAGGAUGUAGCUGCUGCCCUCACCAUCUUGGCAGUCAAGUGAUUUUACUGUCACAGUCUGAGAAGAAGCAGUGGAGCUUUAACUUUAAGAACCUCUAUCGGCAGGAGCUGGGCUAUAACCUUAAGGAUUUGCUAUGAAAGGUGUGGCUUUUUUCCUGUGGAGGGUGCUAUUUGCUCAACAGGCUGAAGAAAAUAACCAUUGCUGCCCCUCCUGCAGGUGAUGAGAAUUUACUCAUUUGAACGCUGUCAUUAGACAUUUACGUGCUAUAGGCAGCAGGUUGCACUAAAAUGGGGCACUGUCAAAUGCACACACUGUCUGCAUCGUGGAGAGAGCCCGUGUGUUCCCAAAAAAAACCCUCCCAGAAACACCUGCAGUGGUAAAAUUGCAUGUUGCCACCACAGAGACAAGGGUCUUGUUCCCAAGAACUGCUAGCCAUGCCUUUUAAACUUGAGAUUCAGUGUAGAUUGAGAGUAAAGAAACUGCUAUUGUGUUAAUGAAAGCUAAAGACAGCCCUGUGACUGUUACCACCCGAUGGUCACUAAACAAUCUACCUCAGACUCUCUUCUGUUUUGUCUGCAGACAUUAUGAAAGUGCACCUGAGGCUUCCCAGGUCCCCGACUUCAGUUCUCUUUCAUCCUGUGAGGAGGACGGAGAUUCUUCAGGUGGCCUUGGCACACGCUGUGCUUUGGAAGCACUAAAAGGAAACGCUUUUAAAAACGUGUAUUUUAAUGUUCAUACAAAAGAGAUUAUUUUGAACAGUAUUGUUACCAGAUCACUAAUUUGAUAUUUUAACUGUAUAAAUUUUUUGGAACAUAUGUAUAUAUAAAAUAAACCAUUUUAUUAAUUUUUAAUAAGUGCUAAUCUGA
This is a messenger RNA of Tauraco erythrolophus (red-crested turaco), 3422 nucleotides long. Lineage: Eukaryota; Metazoa; Chordata; Aves; Musophagiformes; Musophagidae. The record is from RefSeq and is a predicted model, not a curated record.